Molecule: messenger RNA, 1863 nt
Organism: Phytophthora sojae
Lineage: Eukaryota; Oomycota; Peronosporomycetes; Peronosporales; Peronosporaceae
Exons: 1
Coding region: 1-1863 (620 amino acids)
Biological process (GO): proteasome-mediated ubiquitin-dependent protein catabolic process
Cellular component (GO): nucleus
Molecular function (GO): protein-macromolecule adaptor activity; protein binding
Source: RefSeq, a predicted model, not a curated record
AUGGCGAAUCUCGCGCAGCAGCUCGCGAGGCUGCAGCUCGGCGCCUCGGGGGCGCGCCACCGGCCCUCUCGGCGCCUCAACGACGCGCCUCCCAUCAGAUCCAACAUCUCCUCUGUCUCUCUGCAACGCAGCUCGAUCCAGUUCUCGCUCCUCUCGACGCUAAACUGUCCGCCGCAACGCGUCCUGGCGCUCGGAGAUGGGCCCGAAGUGCCGAUUAACGGCCAAACCACAGGCUUCCUGCCCUCCGGGCCGGCCUUCCAAGUCUCAUACGCGUAUAACAAGCCUCUAUUAGCGGCUGUGGACGAGGAGGGGGCCGUGGGGAUCGUGGAUGUCGCUGUUGGACGUCGAAAAAGCCGCUGGGUGGGCCAUGACAACGCCAUCUUCGACGUCAUGUGGACGCAGGACGACGCUCAAGUGCUCACGGCAGCUGGGGACCUGCAGGUUCGAGUUUGGGACGUGGAGACGGCCGGAAGCAGCUCUGGGACGGAGGUUACGCCCGUCUCGACGCUGACAGGGCAUGAUAUGAGUGUGAAAUGUGUCCGCCAGGCUCCGGAUAGUGCUCACGUGUUUGCUUCAGGUGGACGAGAUGGGAAUGUGUUGCUCUGGGAUACGCGCGCGCCGGGUAAACCCGUGUCUGCACUGGAGAACGUGCAUGCAGAGCCGACUUCGUCCAGAGCCUCGUCGCCGAAUGUGAGCUUCACGUCGCCGAUUCAGAAGAGAAGACGGCGUGGUGCUGCUCCGCCGUCGACGUCGUCGCCACGCAGUGUUACGUGUGUGGAGUUUGGAGCUACAGGGAAUGAGAUCAUCACGGCAGGUGCAGUGGAUGCAGUGAUAAAGUUCUGGGAUGUCCGACGUGUUGGGUCGAGCUCUUCAACUGGUGGCCGUGGCAAGAAGAAGGCGGCGGUUAAAGCUCCGGUGCCGACUCGUGAGAUCUCGUGCUCGACGCGUGAAGGUUCGCGCCGUGGUAUUUCGUCGUUAACCUUCCGUAAGGGUGGGGUAGGAGGUGCGUCUCGCCUUCUUGUUAACGUGCUGAGCGACUCGCUGGCUGUGAUUGACAUUGGACAAAAGCAACACGACGCUAGAACGGUUCUUCGCUGCACCGGGCACCAAGCCACUUCGUUUUACAACAGAGCAACGUUCAGUCCGGAUGGAAAUUUCAUUGCUGGAGCAUCCGCGGACAGUGUCGUGUACCUGUGGGACGCGCGUGUAAGUACUUCGUUUGAUGGUUCCCUAUCGGCAUCGAGGUCCGCUCUCGGCGUCGAGCAACGUGCACCAUGCUUCGCGCUAAAGGGCCACCUGAGCGAGGUGAAUGGAGUUGCUUGGAGCUCUCACGACUUCACCCAACUAGCGUCUUGCUCGGAUGAUGGUACAGUGCGCUGUUGGCAGGUUGGUGGAGAACGGGGCCAACGCACAGGACCCCGGCAACGAGAAACCACUGCAGAAUCGACGAAGCCGUUUGAGCUCCAGUUGGCCCCAAAGAGUGAUUCAUCUGAAGCAGCUACGAAGACGGAAUGGGCGAACUGGAGUGGGUUUGUUGAGCAGCCAGAAGGUUUUGCCUACCGCGUUCGAGGUAACGAGUCGGCACUAGCACCGCGCCCUUCAUCGCCAAGGCGCAGGCGAGUCUCCACAGCGGAUACGCAAAAAGGUUCACCUCAGUGCACGCGGCGUAGCACCGAACCGCGACUGCACCCUGUCCACGAGACCCCUGCUGCUCAGCAACAGCCACAACAGGAACCGCAAGACGCACACGAAGAUCAACCACAGCAAAAGCGGCGCAUCAAACUACACCGCAAGAAGCAGAAGCAGCCUCCAGCACAACCGAAGCGAGCUCAGCGAACCCUGCUGGAACUUUGGGGGCGGUAA